Messenger RNA from Gambusia affinis (western mosquitofish), 2119 nucleotides. It is a transcript of the gene tamm41, whose product is annotated as TAM41 mitochondrial translocator assembly and maintenance homolog. Gene Ontology annotation, biological process: cardiolipin biosynthetic process; CDP-diacylglycerol biosynthetic process. Gene Ontology annotation, cellular component: mitochondrion. The transcript is spliced from 8 exons. The coding region runs from base 248 to 1279 and encodes 343 amino acids. Gene Ontology annotation, molecular function: phosphatidate cytidylyltransferase activity. Lineage: Eukaryota; Metazoa; Chordata; Actinopteri; Cyprinodontiformes; Poeciliidae. The record is from RefSeq and is a predicted model, not a curated record.
CGCACAUUUUAGUCGACAGAGAAUCACACAUCUUAUCCGUCCAAGCAAACCUAAUAGAUGGAGUUAAGUGAGAUAACCCGUUAAUUUAAGACAUAAUGCAACGCCUAUUAAAUACUUUAUGUUAAAGUUCUUCCAUGUGAGAUGUAUCUCUUAUUUUACUCUGUCGGAAUUUUGUUUUUAACUUUAUUUGUGGGGCUACUUCGUCUAUAAACUAGUCUGCACUCUUGUUGUGGAUUGUCCCAACAAAAUGACUCUUCCAGCUUUGCAAAACACCGGCGUGAUUUACAGGAGGAUCCUGUCACAGUUUCCUCAAGACAUUAGCUUAGCUUUUGCAUACGGAUCUGGUGUUUUUAAACAGCAUGGGACCAGCCAAGGUCAAAUGGAGAAAAACAUGCUGGACUUUGUGUUUGCGGUGGAUGACCCAGUGACAUGGCACACUAUGAAUUUGCUUCAGAAUCGCAGACACUACUCCAUCCUGAAGAUACUGGGGCCCACCAAAAUCAGCUCCAUACAAAAUGACUAUGGAGCUUCUGUUUACUACAACACACUCGUGCCUAUUGAUGGAAAGAUAAUUAAAUAUGGGGUGAUUAGUACAGACUCAUUGAUUGACGACCUCAUGCACUGGAACACCAUGUAUGUUGCUGGACGUCUUCACAAGCCGGUGAAAAUGUUGGUACAGAAUGAGAAUGGGAAGCUCCGUGCUGCUCUGGUAUCCAACCUGAAAAGCGCGGUUAUGGCCUCCUUCCUUAUGCUGCCAGAAAGCUUCACAGAGGAAGAACUUUUUCUGCAGAUUGCUGGACUUUCUUAUGCUGGAGAUUUUCGGAUGAAGAUUGGAGAGGACAAAUCCAAAGUGUCCAAUAUUGUCAAGGACAACAUUCAGCAUUUUAGGAUUCUUUACAGCAACAUCCUCCGGGACUGCCCUCAGGUGGUCUACAAACCUCCACAAGGAAGACUUGAGGUUGACAAAAGUCCUGAAGGCCAAUUCAUCCAGCUGAUGGCACUGCCCAGAACUCUUCAGCAGAGGAUCACAAAGCUGGUUGACCUUCCUGGGAAAAACCGUGACGUGGAGGAGAUCCUGCUGCAGGUGGCUCAGGACCCUGACUGUGGAGCUGUGGUGCAUCAAGGUAUCUCAUCUAUUGUUAAGUCCUCCAGCAUAACACAGAGUAUCAAAGGCAUUGCUACAGCUGGUUUACGGAAGACCGUCUCCUAUAGCUCCAAAAAACUGAUGAAGAUGUGGAAGAGCUGGAGGAGGAAGCAGUCUGUCUCACAGAUGUCCUGAUGCAGAUUACUAGGAAUUUUUCGCUUCUUUUCAGUCUUGUAUCACUUUUUGUGUAUAGUGUGGAAGUCUCUCUGCACUUGUCCCGUCCCAUUAAACCUCUGAUGGCUGCAGAAGAAACCAUUACAUUUCCAAAACAAGACUGAAAAUAGGUUUCAUAGAUGCACAUACAGCCAUCGGGUACUGCUGAGAGGGUGAAAGGAAAACUCUGCUGAUAAAAAGGUCACUGAGCCUGUGUGAACAUUUACUUCAAAAAGUUUGGUUUCAGUUAAGUAUUACAUUUAUGUGUUUGUUUUUUUUCUAUUGAUUGUGGGUCUAGCUUUGGGUUUCAUCCCUGGCAAUAACUUUGCCAAAGAUUGGUUGAAUUGGUAUAUCUUUCCUGGAGUUUUUAUUCAUUCACGGCAGUUUUCUGAUGGGAAGCUGCCUCUACUGGCUGUACACUGUAACUCUGGAAUGAUGCAGUAAAAACAAUUUAUAUAAAAAAACCCCUGUUUUUUAAAACACGGCAACAAGUCAACUGCUUAGUUUUGCUUUGCCGUCGGGUACUAAGUUGCAAAACUAAGUUCAGUAAAACUGAAGCUUCUGAAUUAAGAAAGAAGAAUUUUGACCAGACAUAAAUAUCUCCACUCAGCUUCUUCACUGCAUUUUAACAUAGUGUUUCUGCCCUCUUGUAAAAUGCUCUGGUUAUCAUUAAUGUAAACUUAACUCUAGUUGCUCAACAUACGGUACUCAACACAGAGGUUUCAUUGUUCUAGUGAAAUCAGAUUACACAAACAUGCAUUUUUUUAUUAAUCAUUUUUGUUAUGUUGUGAUUUUUCAAAAAAUAAAAUCAUGUUUAAUUUG